GCUAUAAGAAGGCAGAUGAUGAGAUGUCCCGGGCCACGUCUGUGGGAGACCAGCUGGAUGCACCAACCCGCACCAUUUACCUCAACCAACCGCAUCUCAACAAAUUCCGUGACAACCAGAUCAGCACGGCCAAGUACAGUGUGUUGACGUUUCUACCUCGAUUCUUGUAUGAGCAGAUCCGGAGAGCUGCCAACGCCUUCUUCCUCUUCAUUGCCUUAUUACAGCAAAUUCCAGAUGUAUCUCCAACGGGAAGAUACACCACCCUGGUGCCAUUGAUCAUUAUUUUAACAAUCGCAGGCAUCAAAGAGAUCGUAGAAGAUUUUAAGCGACAUAAGGCAGACAAUGCCGUUAACAAAAAGAAAACGAUAGUGUUAAGAAAUGGUAUGUGGCAUACCAUCAUGUGGAAAGAGGUGGCCGUGGGAGACAUCGUCAAGGUUGUCAACGGGCAGUAUCUUCCGGCGGACGUGGUCCUGCUGUCCUCAAGCGAACCCCAGGCAAUGUGUUACGUCGAAACGGCCAAUCUAGACGGAGAGACGAACCUUAAGAUACGUCAGGGCUUGAGUCACACAGCCGACAUGCAGACGAGGGAGGCGCUGAGGAGGUUGUCUGGGACCGUCGAGUGCGAAGGGCCCAACCGCCACCUCUACGACUUCACCGGAAACUUGAACUUGGAUGGGAAAAGCCCUGUUGCCCUUGGGCCUGACCAGAUCUUAUUAAGAGGUACACAGCUUAGAAAUACUCAGUGGGUCUUUGGCAUAGUUGUCUAUACUGGACACGACACCAAACUCAUGCAGAACUCCACCAAAGCGCCUCUCAAGAGAUCCAACGUGGAGAAAGUGACCAACGUGCAGAUCCUGGUGCUGUUCGGCCUCCUGCUGGUCAUGGCCUUGGUGAGCUCGGUGGGCGCCCUCUACUGGAACGGGUCUCAAGGAGGAAAGAACUGGUACAUCAAGAAGAUGGACACGAGCUCAGACAAUUUUGGAUACAACCUGUUGACAUUCAUCAUCUUGUACAACAACCUGAUCCCCAUCAGCCUGCUGGUGACUCUUGAGGUUGUGAAGUACACACAAGCCCUGUUUAUCAACUGGGACACAGAUAUGUAUUAUCUAGAAAAUGACACACCUGCCAUGGCCAGGACGUCAAACCUUAAUGAAGAGCUUGGGCAGGUGAAAUAUCUAUUUUCUGACAAAACCGGAACUCUUACAUGCAAUAUCAUGAACUUCAAGAAGUGCAGCAUUGCUGGGGUCACUUACGGUCACUUCCCAGAAUUGACAAGGGAACCGUCCUCAGAUGAUUUCUGCCGGAUUCCGCCUCCACCAAGCGAUUCCUGUGACUUUGACGACCCCCGGCUCUUGAAGAACAUCGAGGACCGCCAUCCCACGGCUCCUUGCAUCCAGGAGUUCCUCACGCUCCUGGCCGUGUGCCACACCGUGGUUCCUGAGCGGGACGGGGACAGCAUCAUCUACCAGGCCUCCUCCCCAGACGAAGCUGCUUUGGUGAAAGGGGCUCGAAAGCUGGGCUUUGUCUUCACGGCCAGGACGCCCUACUCUGUCAUCAUCGAGGCCAUGGGACAGGAGCAGACAUUUGGAAUCCUUAAUGUCCUGGAAUUUUCUAGCGACAGGAAGCGAAUGUCCGUCAUUGCGAGGACACCUUCGGGGCAGCUGCGGCUCUACUGCAAAGGGGCUGAUAAUGUGAUUUUUGAGAGACUCUCGAAAGAUUCAAAAUACAUGGAGGAGACCCUCUGCCACCUGGAGUAUUUUGCCACAGAAGGCCUGCGGACUCUGUGUGUGGCUUACGCCGACCUCUCCGAGAGAGAUUACGAGGAGUGGCUCAAAGUCUACCACGAAGCCAGCACCUUAUUGAAAGACAGGACGCAGCGGCUGGAAGAUUGUUACGAGCUGAUCGAGAAGAACUUACUGCUCCUUGGAGCUACCGCCAUAGAAGAUCGCCUUCAGGCAGGCGUUCCAGAAACCAUAGCAACUCUGUUGAAGGCAGAAAUUAAAAUAUGGGUGUUGACAGGCGACAAACAAGAAACUGCAAUUAAUAUAGGCUAUUCCUGCCGGUUGGUGUCACAGAAUAUGGCCCUGAUCCUGCUGAAAGAGGAUUCCUUGGAUGCCACCAGGGCAGCCAUCACCCAGCACUGCGCCGACCUGGGGAGUCUGCUGGGCAAGGAGAACGACGCGGCGCUCAUCAUCGACGGCCACACCCUGAAGUACGCGCUGUCCUUCGAGGUCCGGAGGAGCUUCCUGGACUUGGCCCUCUCGUGCAAGGCGGUCAUAUGCUGCAGGGUGUCUCCUCUGCAGAAGUCGGAGAUAGUGGACGUGGUGAAGAAGCGGGUGAAGGCCAUCACCCUGGCCAUCGGGGACGGGGCCAACGACGUGGGCAUGAUCCAGACGGCCCACGUGGGCGUGGGGAUCAGCGGGAACGAGGGCAUGCAGGCCACCAACAACUCGGACUACGCCAUCGCCCAGUUUUCCUUCCUGGAGAAGCUGCUGCUGGUCCAUGGCGCCUGGAGCUACAACCGCGUGACCAAGUGCAUCCUGUACUGCUUCUACAAGAACGUGGUUCUCUACAUCAUCGAGCUCUGGUUCGCCUUUGUUAAUGGAUUUUCGGGGCAGAUUUUAUUUGAACGUUGGUGCAUCGGCUUGUACAACGUGAUCUUCACGGCGCUGCCCCCCUUCACGCUGGGCAUCUUCGAGAGGUCGUGCAGUCAGGAGAGCAUGCUGAGGUUCCCGCAGCUGUACAAGAUCACGCAGAACGCCGAGGGCUUCAACACCAAGGUUUUCUGGGGUCACUGCAUCAACGCCUUGGUCCACUCCCUUAUCCUCUUCUGGUUUCCGAUGAAGGCGAUGGAGCACGACACUGUGUUGGCCAAUGGUCACGCCACAGACUAUCUAUUUGUUGGAAAUAUUGUUUACACGUACGUUGUUGUUACUGUUUGUCUGAAAGCCGGUUUGGAGACUACAGCAUGGACAAAAUUCAGUCACCUGGCCGUCUGGGGAAGCGUGCUGAUCUGGCUGGUGUUUUUUGGCGUCUACUCGACCAUCUGGCCCACCGUCCCCAUUGCUCCAGACAUGAAGGGCCAGGCGGCUAUGGUCCUGAGCUCUGCACACUUCUGGCUGGGGUUGUUUCUGGUUCCUACCGCGUGUCUGAUGGAAGAUGUAGCGUGGAGAGCGGUGAAGCACACCUGCAAAAAAACGCUGCUGGAGGAGGUGCAGGAGCUGGAAACCAAGUCUCGUGUGAUGGGAAGAGCGAUGCUUCGGGACAGCAACGGAAAGAGGAUGAACGAGCGAGACCGGCUGCUGAAGAGGCUGAGCAGGAAGACGCCACCCACCCUAUUCCGGGCCGGCUCCUUCCAGCAGUCGGUGCCUCACGGGUACGCCUUCUCCCAGGAGGAGCACGGAGCUGUCACCCAGGAGGAGAUCGUCCGCGCCUACGACACCACCAAGCGCAAAUCCAGGAAGAAGUGAGACGCGGCACCCAGGGGUCCUGAUUGCGAGGCGGUUUUGUUUACCCCGCCUUUGUCAGAGGAGCCCGGUGUCUGCAGCCCAAGCACCGGAAAACACAUCCCGAGGCCGUAGCCCACCCCUCUGUUGGUCAUCUGCUCCCUCGCCAGCCUGGACGCGCACCGCAGGGGAGGCCCCGUCCCAUCCGCGCUGCCGCCGCGCUUGGCCCAACCCUGGUUUCUGUUGUUACGAAGCGUUCGACUGUGCUCUGCGAGGUGUGAAAUUAAAAACACGCCGUUUCACCCACAUUUAAACAUCAGUCCCCAUGGUUCUGGGAGAAAGAGAAGAGUUUUAUGGCGCGUGAGAAACGCAGCCCGGGGACCGGAGCGGGGCGCGCAGGCUUCCUGGUUGCUGAUCACAGAUGGAGUCCCCGGGCAGCACGCACACGGUUCGCUUUGAUUCCUGCUUUGUAUGAAUUGGCAUAAACUUCUUGAUUGCAGUGAAAUCACAAAAAUAGGUGUCUGGGUGGUAGGCCUGAGAACGAUUCUGUGAACCGCUCAGUCACAUUCCCUGCUUGGGGGGGGGGGGCACAUGGGGUCCCCACUGUCCCCUGCACCCUGCGCCCUGGCCAGGUGCCUCCUAGCCCGGCGCCUCGCCCUCAGACCCCCCCACACACACACAGGCCGGCCCUGCGCUUGGUGCAUGGCAGCUGCGGGGACCCCCAGACGCACACCGUCCUCCUCCUCCUCCUGCAGACCCCAAAGGGACACGAGGCGAGAAAUCCCCUCGCCUCUGCCUGGAGCCGCAUGGCCCUCCUGCGUCUCUGUCCCUUUCUGACGAGGGAAGCCUGCACGUCAGGGCGAUGGUGGUGCCGCCUGGGCCCCUGCCCCGCACCCACCCCACCCCCCACGCCCGUCAGGCUCGCAUUUCCGGCCCCCAGGCCCCGGGACCUGGACUCCCGCUUCAAUUAGAACCCAGGCUUGUUCGCCCAGGAGCUGAGCACACGUUUUGGAUUCGGAGUGAAUCUACAGCAUGUCUCCCCACGAAGGCACACCCCUGACCCUGUGUCCCCUGGGAUGUGAGGAUGAGUGACCAGGUGGAUGGCGAGGGCGCGAGGGCGGGGAGGGGACACGGGCGAGGAAGCUGGAGCCAGAGCUGCAAGGGAGGGCGCUUUCCCGCACACCUCCCCGCAGAAAUCCUCGAGUCAAACCGGACGCCCAGACAGCCUCGCCGUCAGCCCACGGCGACCUUGGACGCGCGAUUCCCCGGGAACAGAGCGCCACGCUCUUGGAGGCCACGGCCUCUCUGACCUUGACCGGUGUUCCCUCCUCCCCCGUCAGCGCUGGAGGCCGGCGGCUCUCGGGACACGGGGGCCCUGAAUCCAAGACGGCGACGGGGGCGCUGCCUCGCCGACUCCCCAGCGCGGAGCCCCGCGGUCCAAGCUCAAGGGAACGCGGCUGCCUGCGGGCGGGAGGGCGGCACCUGCCGCAGGCCCUCUGCUCCCGCUGCAGUCGCCACCCCCGACUCUUGGCUGCUUGAACGCAUGUUCUUCUGGGCAGCUGUGGCCGGCUCCCACCGCCCAGUUCCUCCGGGGAGGGCCCGGCUGUACGAAGGAAAACAGCAGGCCUUCGGCGUCCUACCCCCCCGCCCCGCCCCGGAACAUCCGCAUCUUCCGGGGCGUGGAGAUGACUUGGGGCGUGAUGUGCGCUGCCUGAGGACAGGGACCCCUCACUCCUGAGAUGACCCGGACCCAGGGAGGCUCCGGGGCCCACAGACCAAGGCAGGGAAGUGUGGGGCCUCCCUCCCCGAGCUGUAGGACACGUGAGACACGGCAGCACCCGCAGGAUGAGUGGUCGGGGGGUGAGGGUCAUGCAGCCACCACAGCGACACGUGCACCUGCGGUCAACCCAGCGAAGCCGGGCGGAGUGUUCCCCGCACCCGCGGAAGGGUGACGGCCUAGGUGCAGAGCGGCGGCGGGGAAAAGCUCCACACUGAGCUCCGUUAGGCACCCUCACCACUUGGCUUCCCCCGGGAACCAAGCCCAGCUGGAAAGGGGGCUCCAAAGUCAGUCCUCCGUCCCACACUUGGCUCCUUCUUGCAAGGGAAGCCUCCCGGCUCAGAUCUGUGAAUCCCAGUGUGUGUGUGUGUGUGUGUGUGUGUGUGUGCGCGCACGCGCGCCUCCUUGGGGCUUUGAGGGGUUUAUUUUACACAUUCAAAUGUAGUUCGGAUCCUUCAGAGGUUGCAGCGUAUCUCCCAGUUCUUUUGAGAAGGAGACUAAACAGACUGUGCCGCUGAGAGAGGUGCGCCGAGAAGAGAGCGUUCCUCGGAUGCCUUUCUCCUCCUCCUCGCCUGGAUCAAGCGCGCUUGUAGCCACGUGACUAAGUCAGGUUUCUAGCAGGAGCACCUGUCACUGCGUGUGACGCCUGAUAUGUAGCUGGGGCUGUCUCGGUUGUCCUAUCUUUAAAUUGAGGUCAGGGUGUCACACACAAGCCCUCUCGGGGGAGCAGGGUGGACGGGAUUGAGUUGCACGCUGUCAGCUCCGUGGAGAUGCCACAUGGCACUUGUCACUCAGUCACACGGUGACACACGGGCUGGCAGGUCGGCCCUGCGGGGCCCGGCUCCGCAUUGGGCUCAAGGGGCAGAUUCCACUCAGGCCCAGCCCUGGGCCAGUGCUGCAGAGACGGCCGACUCUCCCUGGAGUGUGUCGCCGUCAGGCUGACCCUGCAGAAGAGCUGCCUCUCGGCGCUCCUGGCGGUGAGCUCGUCGGGCUCCAGCACAGGCAGGAGGCAGGCAGGAGGCCUCAGCAAGGACAGGGAACGGAAGGCACGGAGAGGAAGUCGGCCACGUCUGCUGGGCUGUCUGGGUCAGCAUGUCAUUGCCAUUCCGGACACUGUGUCAUCAUUCUGGGUGUCGGUGAAACGUCUGGCCCACCUGUAGGCGGAACAUCCCAGGCUUCUGAACCAGUGUCACAGUCUCCCAUCUCCCAACUCCCUCGCACAACCUGUGCUUUGGAAAAAGACACAGUUUCUCUAACACUUGGAGUCUGGGCUUCAGCAGAUCACAGGUAGGAAUUCUGGCCUUUUCUUUUUGCUGACAAGGCUUCAGGUCUGGCUGCAGGGAGCUGGCAGUGGCAAUCUAUGAUUGCUUGUCAAGAAAUAGUGAAUAAGGAAAACAAAGGGAGCAUAAUUAACGUCUGAAACGCCAUGGACAGGUGGUAGAGACUUUACGGUUGAGGCUUCUUUGGGUUUUUUGGGGUUUUUUUGUAAAACUAUAAUUUCCAUUUGUCUUAACAAUGACCCUUCAUCUUUUUUCUGAGCCACACAGAAAAAUAUUUUCCAUCAGAUUCCUGCUCCUAGAAAUUGAUGUCUUAAGGUGACAGGUUGAAAGGGAAUGUUUGCAAACACUGCUGCAGGAUACGACUGCCUAGCUUUGGACAAGCCCAAGAACGACACCCGUGGCGGCCAGGGUUUGAAUGAACGCUGAAGGUCAUUGUCUCAAAGGAACUCAAGGACUGGUUUAGCCUCAGCGUUCAAAACGCAGCCUUGGACCUACUGGGGUCCAUACAAAACUGCGACCCAACUAUGGUGCAGCAGAGCCUGAAAGAAUAGCGUGCGUGGCCAAACAGUGAGCUUAUCACAGGUCAGGCUAGAGGAGGGAGUCUCCCACUCAAUGCUUUCUUCAGGCAGAUGCUUCCGUGAGAAAACCGAAGAGUGAUGGAGACAGAGAAGAUAAGGCGUCCCCUCCAGAACAAGAGGGGCGCCGCGGAGAGGCUGGCCCGGGGCAGUUCUUGGUCCUGGAAGCCUGGGGGAGGCUCUGCAGCCUCAGGUGAGCCAUCUCUCCCCCUUGAAGAGCCAUAUGCCACGUCAGGGCCCCCGAACCCGUGUGACGGCGCACGAAUCCGUCUUCCCAGCAGGAACGCAGGCUCUUGCAUUAGCUUUCUCAGCAUCGCAAACCCACCAGCCUCUUGCGCAAGAGCUUCAGUUCACGCCAGGCCCCCCACUCGUGCUCCGUGCGAAGCGCUCUCGGUUUGCUGGUCUGGACGAGUUGCGACGGGGACCUUCUCUGUGGGAAGAAAGGCCCUGCGCACACAAGGCCCUGAGUGCGCCCCCGUUUCCCCACCCCAAGCGGCCCCCACGGCUGCUCCUCCACCGAGCACCUCUGCUCCCCUGACAGACGGGGAACAAAAGAGCAAUUCUUCCCACACCCAGGCCGGCUCGUUUUCAAGCGACUGUCUCUCCCCCCAGGCGCCUCAGAGACACCCACUCCCAGGCAUCGGACCAAGAAAAACAAGCCCCUGCCAUCCGCCCCCUACACCCUGGCUUUCCUCCUCAUCUGGCCAAAGAAAGAAAGGGGACCUGUACGUGGAGAGUCGGGCACAAGUGUCAGGUGGCUUUGAUUUAUGACAGGAAGAGGAAGAAGGAGUUCAAGGACCGGCGCUGUCCAAAUAACCCGCCCAGGAAACGCAGGACUCGAGAGAGCCCAUCGAGUGCCCUUCAGAGGCCAGCACCGUAGUGGAGGGCAAAGGGCCAGGGGCAGGCAGGAGCCCAGUCCCACGGGACUGGUGGCAGGUGAGUCCCUUAGGUCCUUGGGGCUUGGCACACACCCCCGUAAAGCAGUCAGGGCCAAUUCCAGAACUGAGAAAAAAGACGCCUGCUUUGUCAUUGAGUGUCUCUCGUUCCAACAAGAUCCCUGCACAAGGAAAUACUUUUCCAGGUUUUCCUUAAUAAAAGCCACCCCAGUCCUGUUCGCCCCACCCCAUGACCCUGACCUCGGGUGCUGGGCAGAGAGCCCCCCAGCUCCCCAUCCAGGCCACCUCGGCAGCCGGUCACCCUCGUGCUGUUCGAAGGGCCGGUCCUGGUGGUGUCUUUGUCACGCGGGCGCAGCCACGUGCUCUGCUGUCACAUCUGUGCCCCAUCGCGACAAUACCAUCUGCGCCACGGAGGUUUUAAUCUGCUUAUGCAGAGAGGAGCGGGCGGCGGGGGCGUUUAAUUGGCUCCCAGCAGAGCAGAGAGCUGUUCGGUGGAGCGCGGGGUUUUGUUCUUGCCUCAAGAAGUGUUGCCAUUUUCACGUCCUAUUAAUGUCCCCUGGUCGUUAACUUCGAGCAGCGCCGUGUAGCGGAGCCGGGCUCCCUCCUGGAGUGAAUACAAAUGAAGGGCAUUUCCUUGGAUUUCGAGGGGGUUUGCCAAACGCCGUGCUUCCUGGCUUUGAUCAAUCCUGUGGACUGGCGUGUGUCUGCAGAAACCUGUCUCAAAUAAACCUUUUGUUAAAUGA
Molecule: messenger RNA, 8717 nt
Organism: Phacochoerus africanus (Common warthog)
Lineage: Eukaryota; Metazoa; Chordata; Mammalia; Artiodactyla; Suidae
Gene: ATP8A2
Product: ATPase phospholipid transporting 8A2
Exons: 36
Coding region: 24-3470 (1148 amino acids)
Biological process (GO): neuron development; phospholipid translocation
Cellular component (GO): plasma membrane
Molecular function (GO): magnesium ion binding; ATPase-coupled intramembrane lipid carrier activity; ATP binding
Source: RefSeq, a predicted model, not a curated record